This is a messenger RNA of Oryza brachyantha (malo sina), 2847 nucleotides long. RefSeq names its product phosphatidylinositol 4-kinase gamma 6. The record is from RefSeq and is a predicted model, not a curated record. The transcript is spliced from 3 exons. NCBI's taxonomy places the organism in Eukaryota, Viridiplantae, Streptophyta, Magnoliopsida, Poales, Poaceae. Bases 1453 to 2466 code for a protein of 337 amino acids.
UCUUGGUAUCUUCCAUGAGAUUAGAGAGGGGUUUAUCUUGGAAGAACUCUAGCUGUUAACCAUGGCUAUAAAGGGCUCAUCGAGAGAUUACCUCGCCUUAUUAACUAUGGUGAUUAGUUAGUUUAACUUCUUCUUUUCUACGAUCUUGGCCUGCUGAAGAGAGUUAAAGAGGAAGACAGUGUGUCCCAUCGCAUCGCGGCAGUGCAUGGACUGGCCGUUAGGUCUAUGACAGGUGACACAUGCUCCAUCAUCGAAUAUCUUACCCUCACCGGCUUUGUCGCUGCACUCGUUUCUCGCUCCGACUUUCUAGAGAGUGAGUGAGAUUCUCCUGGUAGGGCUCUAGUUUGUUCGUUGGUUGAGGGGAAUCUGAUUGUGGCGCAAAGAAUUUGAUUCCAUUAUCAGAAUGGCCAUAUUUUUAGGGUGAAAUCAUGAUCCAUGUGGGUGAACCUAUAUAUUUGUGUAGCUUUUUAUUUCAAGCAUCUUGAUUUGUACCCUUGGACAAGCUAAGCCAUGAGCAGCGUGAGCAUUGAUGGUUCAUUACAUUGAUGAUAUUGUUUGUUGGAAAUUGUUUGCUCUCAUCUCAUUACCGAUACAAUUUGCCUCCUUGAUGUGGCACAAGGCAGGAGCUACCGUACACUGACUGUUUCUUUUUGUCAGUCUUUAUGUCAAAGAUUAGAACCUCAGUAGUUCCAUUCAGACAAAGAUGAUUAUUUCAGUUCUAGAUCACACAUUCAACAAUGACUACCCAUCGAAGAACCGCAUUGAGGGGAGAUCACUUGGUUGGAAGCGUGUAUUUGUUCAAACUGAUAAUGGCUCUGUCUUAGGCAUUGAACUGGAGUGAGGAGAAAAUGCACACAUGGUAAAAAAGAAGCUACAAUUAGCCCUUAAUAUUCCACCGAAGAGAGUUCACUGACAUGUGGUAAUCAACUUUUGAACAAUGAUCUCAGCUAUAUUUGUCAUGAUUCACCAUUGCUUCUCACUAGAAAUCACAUCCACAGAAGUUGCUCCACCCCUUGCCUCUCUCCUAUUGGAAAGGAAGUUCAACAUGGUGAUCAUAGUAGAGUAAUUGAAAUCGUGGGUUGCACAAGCCCUUCUGCGAGGAUGAAGCAGUUAGUUAAUGAUAUUGUUCAAGGAAUUGAUAAAGGCAUUAAACCAGUAUCUAUCUGCAGAGGGAUGGGUGGUGCCUACUAUUUUAGAGACAUGUGAGGUGAGCAUGUUGCAAUAGUUAAGCCAACCGAUGAGGAACCAUUUGCUCCAAAUAAUCCUAAAGGUUUUGUAGGGAAGUCCCUUGGACUACCAGGCCUUAAAAAGUCAGUUCGUGUUGGUGAAACAGGGUCUCGAGAGGUCGCUGCAUACCUCCAGGAUUACAAGAACUUUGUAAAUAUACCUCCUACUAUGCUAGUAAAGAUCACCCAUAGUGUGUUCCAUAUGAAUGAAGGAGUCAACUAAAAAAUGAAGGCCAAUGGCAACAAAACACAAGCUCUUAGCAAGCUUGCUUCUUUGCAACAAUUCAUUCCUCAUGACUAUGAUGCCAAUGACCUUGGAAAUAUUCUAGUCAGGAAGCUUCCAACUGGUGCCGACAAAUUCGAAACGCUGACAGAACUUAUUCCUAUUGAUCACGGCCUUUGUCUUCCAGAAAGCCUAGAGGACCCUUACUUUGAAUGGAUUCAUUGGCCACAAGCAUCUAUUCCUUUCUCUGAGGAAGAACUUGAAUAUAUUGCAAACCUAGACCCUAUAAAAGAUGCUGAAAUGCUUCGCAUGGAGCUGCAUAUGAUCCAUGAGGCAAGUCUUAGGGUGUUGGUCAUCUCAACAACAUUUCUCAAGGAAGCUACUGCCUAUGGCUUUUGCUUGUCUGAGAUAGGAGAGAUGAUGAGUCGACAAUUUAGUAGAAAAAAGGAGGAGCCAAGUGAGCUUGAGGUUGUGUGCAUGGAGGCAAAGAAGUGGGUUGAGGAAGGAGAGUGGUUGCUUCCAGGAGCUAACUUUGAAGGAGACUAUGAUAAUGAGCCCACUCAUUUUGAUCUUGACUAUGAGGAUGAUCCAGUUGCAUUUGAAGCAUCGUUUGUCAACAAAUUGAACCAUGUUAAAGGCAAUUCCAAAAACCCACUAUCAAAAUUAGCUAAAGUAAAUGAAGAUGAAGGUGAUAAUAGUGAGUUCAAAAAGCAUGAUGCGGACAUUUGCACAAGUCCAGAUACUACUAGGGCUACUUUUGCCUCAAAGUUAUUGAUUUCACCAAAAAAGCUUAGUUUUAGUGGAAGAAACAAAUGGCGCCAUACCCGUGCAACUAAUAAAAAUAACAAGUAUGGUAGUAAUCGUAGUGAGCAUAACCGUGGAGGUUGGAGCGCUAAUGAGAUGCUACCACUCACCUCGAGUUUCGUGAGGUUAUCAGACCUAAGUGUUAUCGAAUGGAGUGCAUUUCUUGAGAAGUUUCAGACUAUACUUCCAAGCAUGUUCCAAGAUCGAAAGUAAAAUGCAUCACGUAAUCCAUGGUUGAUUCAGAGGUUGGGCACUUCUUGUCAGUUUUAAAAUGGUAGCGAAGAUUACAAGGUAAAGUAAUGUAGGUCAAACCAAGUUGUAUUGUUGAGAUGAUGUGUUCUACCAUGGUAGCAGAUGCAUUAACCCUUUACUAGGAGGUCAAGGAGAAUAAAUUUGUCUCUAAUGUACAUACCAGAAUGUUCAAGAUAAGAAAAUAGAGCAUGUGUGCUAUGUCUGUACAUACUUUCUAACUUUAUAUGUGUUGUUUUCAUCUUGUACAUAUUAACAUAUGCACUGUAGCAUCAAUCACCGUAUGGGCUAUUAUUGGGAUCGAGAGCACAACUGUGAUUGACCAUUUUAUGCAUUCUAAAUAUU